Messenger RNA from Pocillopora meandrina, 10052 nucleotides. NCBI's taxonomy places the organism in Eukaryota, Metazoa, Cnidaria, Anthozoa, Scleractinia, Pocilloporidae. The record is from the annotation of a GenBank genome assembly.
GGUGUUAAUUAAUGCGCGGUCUCGAUGUUUGCGACGAAAAAAAAGUCAUAUAGGCUUCGUGUCUAACCAUAUGUGUACUGGAUUUGACUGAAGCUCGGUCUCUGGGAAGGAGCUGCGAGAUUUUUACAUAACAGAACACUCGAUCAGAAGCCUACUCAUCACAGAUGGAUUUUCUGUCCCAGAUAAACCACCUCUUUCGGUAAGAAUAUUGGAAAAUAUCCGUUAAAUUAUCUCAAUCCGAAUGUGCGAGCAAUACCAGUUUGUUGUACAGCGAUUACAUUCGGUACUAAGCUAUAAGAAGAAAACCUGUUGCCGGCGUUUUCCGGCCUUUAAUUUCUACAGACAACACUGCUAACAGAAUCGAUCACCGAGGGAGACGUUCAGUGUUGCCAGUGCGUAAUGAAAAAGAAAUUUCCCUCUGUGACACUUGUGGUCACACUUCUUCGACGCUCGCACCAUGACUCUUUCGAUCUCAACGAACCUUCUGAGCAAAUCUACUUCAACUUUCCCUUAAAAGACAUGUUAUCAACAAGUGUUUACUUUCGACUGAUCGUUUCUUCAGUUACUUUUCGAAAGGUGAGGAAAUGGCGUCGUCACCUAGAGAAAUUAGCUCGAACUUGUUGCAUCUGUAGCCUUCGCGAAAUAAAGCGGUGGGAAUAAAUUUAAAUUCAAGAUUUAAGCUUCAUAAAAACAAACGAUCUUGGUGAUAUCUGUUGGAAUAGUACCCGGUUAAACCCAGUUAUUGUCUUGAAAAUUCGCUCACAAGAUCAUUCUCUAACCUCUCUUUUCUAUAUAUACAUGAACCUUCUCUGGUUCAUGUUUAUAUAUAAUAAAACAGAAGAUACAGGUAACUAACUUUUUUUGUCAUGCGCUGGCGAAACACAUUAUCCCACGUUUUUAUGCAUGUUUUCAAGGAAGUCGUACUUGAUUGCAAAGAAAUUCGCACUUGUCAACGUUUAUGUUAAUAUUUAUAGAACAACUGAAUCUAUCGGUUUCCGUGGGAUGGGAUUUUGUAUUUUGCUCUAUUUCUCGGGAAUUUAGGACCGUGUUUCGCCUUCGUGUUUUCGUCAUGCGUUUGCGAUUUAGCCCCAAGGCUUUCUGACCUGUUUAAAACGCAUUUCAAUGUCUUAUAGGAUCCUUAAAGAGAUGUGGAAACUGUACUACUCUAUCUCAUCGCAAACUUUAUAGAAUAGGUCGAAGAAACUAUCUUUUAAAAUAUGUUGUUUUUUUCAUUUAGUUUCCUUUCGCUACAGCUGCUUUCAAAGUCAGUGCUUUUAAACCCGCCUUAUCAGCAACUAUUCAACUUCACAUAACAAAGCCUUUCCUGUUUGGAGUAGCAAUUUGAUCACUGCCCGAAGAGACAAUGUUUUCGAAUUGGUGUUGUUUCCUGGGUAACCUGCAUAUAAAUGAAUUAUAGCGAUCACCUGAUCACGUUGAUCGCUUUGAAAAUGUUCCAGGCUGCCUCUGGUGUUUUCAUUGUAUUUUUUGUAUAUUUUGGUUUUUGCUUUUUUCCAUUUUUUUUUUUUUUAUUUUAUGCGAUGGCGGUAUUGCAACCUUUUGUAGUAACGGAAACAUUCUCUGUGAAGGCCGGCUGAAAAUACAGUUAUCCCACUUUUCUUGAUCUAGAUGGAAAUAUCAAAUUUAUAAUUUUGUAUUCAGGAGUGUCUUAUGUUAAUAACUCCGGGAAACCUUUGAAUACAUGAUUUCAUGACAAGAGAUCUAAAGAUGCAAUCAUGAUUUAUAUAGAUUAUUUCCCCUAGUGAUUUUUAUUUAUUUUUACGCGAUCGAAGUGGAAAUGUGAAACAUUUCGUUUUUUCGGAUGGUAAGGACUGGAAAAUGAUUAAAGCCAUUAUCAUCGUUUAAAAGCCAUCUGCCGAUCAAAGGCUUUAUGUAAAACAAGGGUUUAAGUAAUUUGAUAGAGAUAUUUAAAUAACUCUAAAGGCCAAGAACCUGUUUGUACAGCUGUUUCAUUCAUGACUCAGUCAUAAACAUCGCGACAUAAUGUCUACUCCCAUAGAAAAUUAAUACCUUAAUGCUGUGAAAUUAUUAGUACCUCCGGUCAUAGAUUUCAGUGCUAGUAUUGCCAGUUAAUGCCUUUCAGAUCCUCAACGGUUUAAACACGGCCGAUUGCGUGCGACAGUCGGUGCGUGGUAUGAUCCUCAAAGAAAGGGUAGUCUUAAAACGAAAGAUUGUUUAUAGAAAUGAUUGGCGUUUCGAAAGCAUUAGCGGAAGUCGUCAUAAAAUAAAGAAAGACUUCCGCUCAGAUUCUCGAAACGUCAGUCACUGGGGCCCGUUUCUCGAAAGUCCCGGGAACUAAGCGGGCCUGAAGUCAUAACUAAUUUUAAAUAUGAAUCUUAAGGGAGAGUAGUGCUGGUCUUAGCUCAAAUGCUAGUUCAAUUCGUCUCUUUUCCUGAUAUUUUCAUUUUUUUUUUAACAAACUUUUGAUAUCCCAGUCUUGUCAGAAAAACAAGGGAAAAAGACGUUUUCAAAAUCGGUAACUUCCAAAACUUUCGAGUAAAUGACCCAAUCCUUUUUCCACACUGCCGCUGACUCUAAUGAUCACACCGCGCGAUUGAUUUACAUUGUGCUUAUCUUCUAAUGCAGACGUGACAUUUCGGAACAAAUCCAAAAUUUUAUAAACGGCGAGUUCGUGCCUCCAGAGGAUGGAAGAUUCGCCGACACUUUGAAUCCAAGUACAGGGGAAGUGUUAUGCAGAUACCCAGUCUCGACUGUGAAGGAUGUAGAAAGAGCUAUAGACGCCGCCAGGUCUGCAUUUUAUUCAUGGUCUAAAGUUUGUAAGGUAAGUGAUUAUUCUUUGUCUCAUGACUCUAAAAUUAUGUAUGUUGGUCAGGAGCGUAAGAUAAAGCAAAAAAUGUACAAUUAUCACGCGGAAUCGAACCCAAGUUCUCCCCUCCUGACAUCUGAUCGUAAGAUAUGCGAGUUUUCUUAUUUUUUGUGUUUUUAAUUGUCCUUUUGGCUUUUUUGUGCGAGAAAUAGAAUGAGAGAGCAAAGAUUUUAAAUCAAGUGGCGAAGUUAUUGGGGAAAAGGUCUGAGGCUUUCAUUCGCGCUGAGAUUAUGGACCAGGGUAGAGCAAUCCAUGGUGUAAGCAAGGAAGACAACGACAUUACCAGAGAGGUUCUCAAUAUUAAAUAUUUUACUGCGCAAGCCGUUGCUACUGUGGAAUCAGCAACACAAUCACAAGGUAAGAAAGUAAGAAAGAAAUAAAAGAAAGAUGUUUUUCGUCUUGUCACGAGCGUGGGAAAAAGAAAAAACUUUGAGUCCCCAUGAAGAAUCGAACCUCAGACCUUCGGAUUCCGCGCUCCGAUGCUCUACCACUGAGCCACAGAGAAUCCACGGUGAGCGAGGUCUAUUACGAAGUUCAUAUGACACGUGUCCUGCAUACUGCUAGGAUCAGCAAUGUCGAUAGAGUAAUGUUUGUAGAUAGAAAUUAGAGAGAUGGUAAGUUUUGAGCUCGGUAAAGAAGUAAAGAAAGAUGUUUUUCGUCUUGUCACGAGCUUGGGACAAAGAAAAAACUCUGAGUCCCCAUGAGGAAUCGAACCUCAGACCUUCGGAUUCCGCGCUCCGACGCUCUACCACUGAGUCACAGAGACUCCACGGUGAGCGAGGUUUACUUAGGAAAUUGAUAGCAAACUCUUAAUGGCAAAUAAAAUCUACAGUAAAAUGUAAACUUACUAUGUAACACCACAGAUUUCCGGAAAAGUAGUAUUUAUUGCAAUCUAAAAUAGGCCAUUUUACAGUUGUAUACUUCGUUGCCAAGCCUUUGAUUUGGAGUGAGGCUGAAGGUGACCUUGUUGUGAUAGCGACCAGUAUCUAGUUAGCAUGAUAACAAAGUAAUUUGCAUUUGAAAAGCAAGCAAGGUUUGUAUCAUGACAAGGUCACUCUUAGCCUCACUCCUGGUCAAAGGUUUGGCAACCAAGCACGCAACUGUAAAAUGGACUAUUGGAGACAGAGUGGCCUUAUGGUUGGUGCCCAGAACUCAGGGUUCACACGUCCAAGUGCGAGACCUGGCUAGGUCAAAACUCAGUUGAAGAUUGCACUACUCUGGUUAUUUUUCAGGUUCCGUCAGCUAUAGUACGCGGUAUCCUCUUGGCGUAGUUGGUAUAAUCACUUCCUGGGCUUCUCCUCUGCAUUCGAUUUUAUGGCAUGCAAUCCCAGCACUGGCCAGCGGCAACUGUGUGGUUAUAAAGCCUUCAUCUUUGGCUCCUGUUGAAGUCCAUUUGCUGGCCAAAACAUUCAGCGAUGCAGGUAACUGAGACAAGGGAAAGUUCUAUAAUUUGUAAUCAGCAUAAUUAAGACGAAAGAUGUUUUUAGCUUAGAACGAGCGUGAAACAAAGUAGAAAAAAGGCGUUCUCCCUGAGGAAUCGAGUCCCAGACCCUUGUGGUUGACAUUGGUGGACACGAACGGCAUUAACGUGGUAGGGGAAGAGGUAAUUCCUGCUCUAUAGCGUUCAAUGCUCUCGCGAAUCAAGUUUGAAAUUAAAGAUUUGUCUGAGGCCGGCUGAAGAACUUAAUUUAUUUGAAUUUAAUUAAGGAAAGGAAGCAAAUUACAAGGAAACAAAUGCCAUGAUAUAUUUAUCCUUUCAUUCAGUUAUUUACUUGUUUCUUUAUCUGUUCAGUCAAUAUUCGUCUUGUGUACGUAACACUCGAUUCCUUGAUUUCAGGGAUUCCAAGGGGCGUCGUGAACGUAGUCUAUGGCAAAGGUGACGUGCUUGGAAGAGCCAUGGCUGCGCAUCCAACUGUGAAAGCGUUGGCAUUGGUAAGAUAUUUAUCGUUAAAAGUUUUUGGAUAACUUCAUCAAAAUAGAAAUGAAUCUGUCGACUCUUCCAAAUAUCUAAUGCUGAUUGUUUCAUCGAACCUUCAGAUGCAGUACAUGUAGUCAUGUGUGCUGAUAUCAUAUCAGAGAGGCCUAAAAAAACAUUGAUCAAGAUGUUUCUUUUGCUGACUAAGGCAAUUACAAAUAUCUUAUUAAUAAUCAGCCGCAGCAAGAAAUUAAGAAUUUUUUCAUGGUUAGCGUGCGUAUAUCGAGUUAUGGAUGCACGCGGAAAGUUUGGAGAUCACGAAAAAUGCGUAAGAGUAGCUCGAGGCGCAGCCGAGAGCAACUCUAGCUUUUAGAGUGCUCUCCAAACUUCCCAAGUACGUUCAUAACUCGAUAUCCGUACAGCUAAAAGCAUGAGCAAAUUCUUUUAUAACAGAGCGACAACAAGGAUCUGCGCGAAGAAGCCUCUUAUUGAAAAUUCUCACAUCGCACAAAAAAAGUAAACAAACGUCCUUAUUGGCUGGUCAAAAACACGCCCCAUUUAUCCUUUGGUUCGAGCGAAAACAUUUGAUCCAGUUAACCGAUAACUGUGAAUGAAAAGCUUAAAUUUACGGGGAAAAUGAAGGAGAUCAAAGCCAAAUGAACUCGUGUCACUAAAAAAUGUUUUAAAAGUCAAAGACCCGAAGUUAUCAAGGGAUUUGAUAGUUCAAAAUAAUGUUUACGCUUCCGACAAAUUUGCGAAACGUGUAACUUGCGAGUUUUUUUCGGCUUUAUUUUUGUUGCUUGUUGGAUCAGGACCGAAAAGGUAAAUGCCGAUAGAAAAAUUGGGCAAUUCUUCGCUGGUUUCUUCCAUAUUUCAAAGAGAAGGAAAACUGCACUGCAGCUUAACAGGACGGAAACUCUGAUACCAGGUAAAAAAAAAAUGCUCACGUCAUCUUAUUUACACACGGGCGUGCGUAAAUAAAGAUUUUGUUCAAAGCGGCUUAAUAGGACUUAUAUAGGGCAAGCACGCGCGCUAUGUUAUAAGAUUUGUUUUAAGAAAUGCAGGUAUUAAUUUCCAUUUGAGGAAGAAUGUUUUUUACUAGUUGGCUUUUCACUAGUUUCAAGAAGGUCUUCGAGAAAGUUUGUUAUAUUAAAAUUUUAAGACCUCCAUCUAAUUCGAGAGAAGCGAAGAACCCAGUGUUUUGCCCAUUCAAUUUUGCGAUGCGCGUGUGGGUUAACCUGCGUGGCAGUCCUCAUCUUUUCUCCUCGGCCAACGGAGAAGUCUAAGUAACAGGAAGGCGUAGGACUCAAUCUAGCCUUCGCUCUUCCAACACGAGAUGAAGAGAAUACUCCGCAGACUACGUAUAGGUCUGGAUCCCUGUUCUCUAUAACACUGACAAUUUUCUUGAGCAAGAAAUGUUGACUCUUUUAUCGCCUCUUUUCGACUUUCAAGAUUCAUACUCAGGAUAUUCCCUACAAGUUGUUUAAAGAAGCUGACAGAUAUACUGGAAGUCUUCCUUUCUUCAUUCGUACACUAUUCAAUCCGCUUAUACGGUUAAAAUAGUCAUUGACUUGAGAGAUAUAUCACUUUAAGUGCAUGUGCAUUGACGUUCUUAAUGCAGAAUGACCGUUAAUUUUUCCAUCUCUUUAGGCAGGAAGCGAGAGGACUGCAUCUGCCAUACUUGCUGUAAGUCAGCUUCUUUAUACAAAAAAGUUCAUGUUUCGCUUAGGAAACUGUCAUCCGAUGAUCGUCUUCGACGACGCUAAUUUAGAGGAAGUUCUCCCAGUUGCAAUCAGAGGAAGGUAAUGAAAAUAGCUUUUCUUUUAGUUACACUCCCACAUAAUCCUGCCUGACUUGUUUAUCAUUUCAAGUUUUCGCUGUUUGUGAAUCAAUCAUAUGCGCUGAAUUUAUUACGAUCAUGCGGCGUCAAUCUCGAAUAAUUUGUGUCGUAGAUCCUCUUGGAGUGCUGGUUGCAAUCCAAAUGUUCCAAUCACCAUGAUAAACAAUAUUCAGUUUUUGUCGCCCUCAGAUACAACAAGGGAUGAUUAAAGUGGGUUCUAACCAUAAUUAAAACUAGGUUGAAAUUAGCACCAGCUCAAUAGCGUAUUGUUUUGUUCCCAGUUUUCUCCGCAACGAGGGUCAAAACGUCCACUCUAUCAACCGCAUUUUCGUUCACGCAUCCAUCUUGCAAACAUUUACUGAAAGAUUCAUCAGAGUGGUACAGAGGUUGAAGAUUGGCAGUGCACAUGAGACAGGGAUACAGGUAAAAUAACGUCUUUCUCGGCUUCAUGUACCUCCUCACAAAUCACAGGAAAACACUGAACCUCGAAGAAAAACUUGGCAAGUCAAGCCCACAAAUCUUCUUGUUUACAUCCCAGCAUUUCAUUUACGAUUAUAGAAGGACUGAAAUCUCUCAAUCUAUUCUGAUCAUCUUAGAUUAAGCGUAAGUGCCGAAGAUUGAAAAAAUUACAAUACUCUAUUUCACAAAAAAAGUACCUAAAUAAGUUUAAAAAGUCUUAAAGGUAGCGAAGUUACCCACUGUUAGCCAGGCCAACAUCCAAAUAUCCAAAUUUAAAAUCCAAAUAACUAAUGUUCAAAGUCCCAAAAGGUCAAUUGCAAAAUAAACCGACAUCGCACCAAAUUCAAAAUGGCGGUUUAUUGAUGCCUCACACUACCCUAUCACGUGACAAUGACCCGCAUUACGUAAAUAGUGAUAACAGUCUUUUGGUCCUUUUUGCAACAUAAAGAAUUAAUUCCCUUAACCCCUCAAGUCCCAAUAGCGACCUAGACAGAAUUUCUCCUUACACUAUCGGUACGAUAUGAAGGAGACAAGUAAUAAGAAUAAAGAAAAACAUAAAUUAGGGAAUUAUUGGUUGAUCCAAUUCCAAAUUCUUCAAGCUAACAUCACAUGAAUUGUAUGAUAGACAGUAAGGAGAAUUACUAAUUAAAUCUUGGGAGGGUCAGGAGCUUAAAUAGUGAAAGGGAAACAAGUAAUAGUUUGCAAAGAUGGAAUAAACUAAUAGUUAAGAGUGAUUGAAGAAAAAGACCCCGUGGAUUUCAAGUAACCAUCCUCAAACAUGUAGAUUAAGUUCAUGAGGAUGCAAAAAGUUUAUCUUCAACUUACUUUAUUGAGAGCCUAGUCGUUAAAAUCUAUCAUAUACUUUAGGUUGGUCCUUUAAUCAGCAAGGAACAUCGCCAGAAGAUCAUAGGUCUUAUUCAAGGCGCAGUGAACGAUGGAGCAGAGCUUCUGUGGGGCGGGAAAAUUCCAAAACUUGACAGCAAGUUAGCCAAAGGUUUCUUCCUGGAGCCCACGGUACUUGGAGGUCAGCAUAAAUAGCUUUACGUCAAUCAGUCAGGAGUAUGAUAAUGGUUUUAAAUUCCUACUAACCCCUUAACAUUUGAUAUUUAUAUGCAGGUUUCCAAAGUUCAACCAUUAGUACUAUAAACACCCUGGAGGUUCAAGGCCCAGUGGUAAAUACUCCUUUUUCUAUUGUCAGAAAGGGAAGGAUUGUCCAUUUAAAUGAUACGUUGUAAUCUUAUAUUUCGACGAGAAGUCAAUAGAAUCUCUCAGAAUAAUCAAAGCUUAUCAUUAAUAAGAAAAGAAAGAAAUGUAAACAGCAAAACUGAUGUAAGUGUUGCCGUUGGUUAGAUUACAAUGCGUCUCCUACAUGGAUUAUGUCAGACAAAACCUUUAAAAACCAACUCCUGAAGACGCAAGGUUCAGCAAAGUAAUUAGCCCAAACACUCUCUUUUAUUUCCUUUCAAAGGACAGUUUGAUUCUUUCCUUUAAGGAACGAAACAUGAAAGACCGAUAGCAGUUGUACCAAGAAAACACGGCAACAAAAUAAACUCUCUUGAGUGCUUUGAUUUCUUUUUCAGUUUGCGUAAGCUUUUUAUAAAUUUAACAACCCUCUGUCUCCUUUUCCUUCUAUCCCCUCUAAUUUCUGUUCGGAAUGGACUAUAUACAGCUCGCUUUUCCCUUAGGUAAGAAUCAUACCGUUUCGUACUGCAAACGAGGCUAUAGUAGGAGCAAACGGAACAAUGUAUGGCUUAUCAGCCUCGGUCUGGUGCAAAGAUGUUAAAGUAGCUCACAGUAUUGCAGACCAGUUAAAUGUCGGGUAAGGCUUUAUUACAGAAACUAAUUGGCAAAUUUAUGUUUUCCACGAUCUGUUAUUAUCAUCAUUAUGGCUUUCAUCUUUGAUUUUUCCCCUAGCCGUUAUCUUCGAUGAGAUGUAAAGCCAUUCUUAGCCACCCUCAAUGGGGUGCAGACAGUCACGGGUGAAUCUAGAGAUUUUAUGAUCUUCAGUGAGGUGACUCCGUGGAGUUACGUUGGUGAACACCUUACUUACGCACUGGCCCUAUGAUUUUGUAUACGUAUGGAGUUUUUUAAACCAAAAACUCUUUGUUCCUAUUGUUAUUUUUUUGCGUUGAAAAUCCACCAAAGGACCCACUGACCAGUUUAACUUGAUACUUGUUAGUUAUCACAAUUUGUAAAGUAUGAACCGCCCAUCACUCUAAACCCAUAAAAACAAAGAGUUAAAUGAAGAUGCCUAGAAGCAAGAAAUUGCACAUUCCCGCAAAAAUUUCAACAAAGGAUUUCCCGGAAAGGUUUGCAAUUUUUUGAUCUCAUGAGAGAACGUCGUAGACGUAACUUAGUUAAGACCGGCAUUUCACAAACUUCGCAAUUCGCAUUGAAGUCUGCUUCGCAGCGGUUAUAGGGUUGUCACGUAACCCACAUAGAUUUGAAAGGAGUGGCGCGUGCCACAGUAAAAGGCGGAUACGAGCAAGAGUACUUGUGCAUGAGCAGCAUUCUCUUUAGAACCUCCUUAAAAGCAGUGGUUAAAAAAUAACAAUAAUUCACAAAAAGCGCGAAGGAGAAGUGGAUUGCAUGCUGAUGUAGUAGAACCUACGUACUUGCCGUUCUGCACCAAAUUCUUCUGUUUUACAAUGAAGAAAAUUUCAAUACCUUGCACUCACGUGAACUUAUUUGAUUUUGUUUUAUUUAGCUCUGUAUGGAUUAACAGCUGGCUUCCAAACGAACCCAACAUGCCUCACGAAUCCUGGAAGCAGAGUGGACUGGGGCGAACAGGCGGGGCUUACUCCAUAGAUUUCUAUACCGAAUUGAAAACUGUUAGCAUAACAUUUUGAAUCACUGCAACUACAUCUCGUCAUAUCGUGCCAAGUUUUUCGUCAUGUUUAUUAUCAAAAAACAUUUCAUAUGUUAGGAUCGAAAAACCCCUUGAAAAACCUGCCACAAAUUUCCGAUUUCCUUAUCAAAGUAGCGCUUUAUAU